UUGAGCCUCUCGUGCACCCGUAGCUGUUCACUUUUCCUCCACGUCAGCUGCAUCUGCGCACUGCUCUCUUCCACACAUACAUCAAGUUUCUUACACUGGUAAUCGGACAGUAAAACCUUUCCUGACGUGACAAUUAUCGCAUGGAGCGAUGUUUAAGAAACUGAAGCAGAAGGUGAUAGAGGAGCAGUCGCCUCAGCGGAGCAGCGCGCAGGCGCAGGUGAGUUCAGGAGAGAGGCGUGCUCAACCCCCUUUCCUGCAUCAGGAUGCCUCGGCCUCCCCCAACGACAGAGAGCUGCUGGCUGGGAUGAUAGCAGAACCUGCUUUUCUCUCUGAGUAUACUAUCUUUGCUCUGGACCACUCGAAACGACCCAAAGCGGCCCAGGUGCCCAGUGCGAGCAUUGCUAAAGCAGCCGGCAGCUCUCCGAGAGGCAGUGUGAAUGGGGAUGGAAUCGCUUCUCCUCAGGCAAAGGAGCCUCAGUCUCUGGCCCAGAAGCUGCAGCAGAAGGUGUCUUCCGUGGAGUCUUUGCUCCGGGGUUCGGGUCGUGGUGAAGGGCUCUUCCGCUCCGGCUCACGGGACAGUCUGGUUAGAAGCUCCUCCAGAGAAUCCCUCACUCUCAUCGGAGAGAAUGACGCCCAGUCGUCCCUGGCGUACGACCCUCCAUCAGACAUCGAGAGCGAAGCGGAAGACUCGCCCGGCAGCGUCGAGAGUCUGUCGAAAGAACAGCUCUUAAACCGGCUGCACAGGGUGGAGAGAAGCCUCGGCAAUUACAGAGGGAAAUACUCAGAGUUGGUAACAGCCUACAGAACCGUACAGCGGGAUAAAGAGAAAACUCAGGCCAUCCUCAGCCAGAGUCAAGAUAAAGCCCUGAGAAGAAUAGGAGAGCUCAGGGAGGAGCUCCAGAUGGACCAGCAGACCAAGAAACACCUGCAGGAGGAGUUUGACGCUGCUCUCGAGGAGAAGGACCAGAUGAUCACUGUGCUUCAGACUCAAGUGUCUCUCUUGAAGAAGCGACUGCAGGCGUCUGGAGGUAUGGUAUCAUCAGAAGGCGAGACCUCUCAGUCCACGGAUGCGGUUGACGCGGCCUCUGACAUUCAGAGCCCCUCGAAAGACGACAGCUCGACACUUAACACAGCAGAGGGCGGUGGAGAGCCAGGCGGCACGGUGAACCUCGAGUUGCUUCAGAAGAGAAUCAAAAGGCAAGAGAGUCUCCUGCAGAGAUGUAAAGAGAUGAUUCGCUCUAGUAAAGAGCGCUCCGCUCAGCUGGGCAGCGAGAACGAGGUUUUACAGCAGCAGCUGCAGGAGAGGCUGCAAGAGCUUGAGAAAAUGAAGGAACUCCACACUACAGAGAAGACGAAGCUGAUCACACAGCUGGGAGACGCCAAGAACCUCAUCGAGCAGCUGGAGCAGGACAAGGGAAUGGUCAUUGCUGAAACGAAGCGUCAGAUGCAUGAGACUUUGGAGAUGAAGGAAGAUGAGAUCGCUCAGCUGCGCUCCAGACUCCAGCAGACCCUCGCACAGAAAGAUGAGCUGCAGGAACAGAAAGAGAAAUCGGAGAAAGCAGCGUUUGAAGAGCUGGAGAGAGCCCUGGGUGUGGCCCAGCGGGCGGAGGAGGCACGCCGUCAGCUACAGGUGAGCAUGGAGGAGCAGGUGAAGCAGGUGGAGAAGGCUGGUGAGGAAGAGAGGAGAAGCCUGCAACUGGAGCUGACCAGGGUCAAACAAGAAGUGGUCACCAUUAUGAAGAGGUCCACCGAGGACAGGAUAGCAGAAAUGGAGCGGUUACACUCAGAGGCUAUGGCUAGCAAAGAACAAGAACUCAGUGCCCAGAUCAAACAGGCGGUGGAGCAGUGUCGUGAGGAGCUGUUGCAGUCGGCACAGGAAAGAGAACAGCAGGCAUCUCUCGCUCUGGAGGAAGCAGAGCUGCAGAAAGCUGCAGUUCAGUCUGAGGGGGAGAACAAAGCCAAGGAACUACAGCUAGAGUUGGAGUCUGCCAGAACGAGAAUUCAAGAACUUGAGAGUUGCCUUGGUAGCUCAGAGAAGGAUUACACCAAGUCAGAUGAACUCCCUGUGCAAAUGGAAGAGCUGAGAAAGAAACAUGAGGCUGAAAUAGCUGCUCUAGAAGAGGCACAUAAGCAAGAACUUGAAAGAAAAAAGACAGAGCAAAUGAAAGACCUCAGCCAGCAGCAUGAUGUUGUUAUGGAAGAGCUCAUGCAGAAACACAAGGCAGAGAUUGAAUCUAUUCUGAAAGACAAGGAGGAACAGUUCCAUUCCCACGUGGAAGAUAUGAACAAAAAGAUGCUUGAUAAACUGAGUGACAAACAGACAGAGAUUGAGACCCUGUCUUCUGAUCUCAGUGAAGUACUGAAUAGUAGACAACAGUUAGAAGAGAGGCUGGCCUCUGUGGAGGCCAGCAGUGAAACUGCAAGACAAGAGUUUGAGGAAAGACUCAAGGAAGAACAAGCAAAAUAUCAGGCUGAGAUUGAAGCUGCGAUACAGAGUCAACAGUCGUUUGCAAUGGUGGAGAAAAUGCUGAAAGAAGAAAUAAAUCAGCUGAAGACUGUGUUGGAGAAGAAGGAAAAAGCACUAGAGGAACAUAUGCUCAGGGAAAAGACUUUGCAAGCAGAUGGAAGUGCUCAGUUGGAGGAACUUCGUCUCAGGGCACAGUCGAAUAAAGAGGCCCUUGAGGAAUCAAGAUCUCAGAUUAGCACCCUUACAGAAGAACUCAAUCAAACCAAGAAUCAAGUGAAAGAUCUUGAGCAAACCCUUGAGGCAGUGUGUAAUGAUUGUCAGGAGAAAGGAGUGUGUCUUGAACAGAAGACGAAUGAACUUCAGGAACUAAUGCAGAAGAUGGAGCAAGUCAAGAGGGACCUAUCUGAAAACGAGAAUUUGCAUUCUGCAACCUGCAAAACAAUGCAAGAGGAGCAAAACCGGUUGAGGAAGCAGCUGGAUGACCAGAAGAGUUCUCACGAGAAUAAACUUGAGAACAUCAGGAAAGACAUGGAUUGCAAACUGAAAUCGCAGGAAAACAAAAUGGAGAAAUUCAAGCAGAAAGCCAAAGAAGCACAGGACAAAUUGAAGAAGAAGCUUCAGGAUCAAGAGGAGAAUGCCAAAGCAGAGUUAUCUAAGACUGUUCAAGAGUUAGAACUGAAAGACCAGCAACUGAAGGAGAAGAUCCUUGAGGUGGCACAAGCAAGCUCUGAGGGCCUCAGCACCGCCAUGUCUGAUUUGGAGGCCAAUCACAAGGAGCACUUGGGUAAGCUUCAGGUUACCCAUAAACAGGAGCUGGAAGACCUUGUUCGUCAUUGGCAGGAGAAACUCAACCAGCAUGAGGAGGAGAUGCAAGAAAAACAUGCCCAAUCUUUGCAAGAGAAAGCCCAGGAGUUGGAGGAGAUCUCUCAGCUGCUUUCGGCCAGCAGGGAAGAAAAGGAACAGAUCAUGAAAGACAUCCAGAACCUCAGGGAGGAGCUUGCCAUGAGGGAAACCACUGUGCAGAAACUACAGACAGAGCUCAGGGAAGCAGCAAGCAAGGUGGAAAGUUUGUCUGAAGGGGAAGGUAUACUUAAAAGGCAAGUUGAAACCAUGGAGAAGAAUCUAAACCAGGCCUUGAAUGAACAAAAUCUUCUGCAGGAUGAACUGAGAAAGACUGAGGAAACUAGUAAGGAGAAAUUGCAGGGCAUAUCUGAAGAGUUGAUAAACACCCAGCAAAAGUUGAGUUUGCUUGAAACAUCCAAGUGUAAAGAGGGCGAAGAUCUCCAGAGAACACUUGCAGAAAAAAUGGCUGAACUUAAAAAUAAAGAAAAAGAAUUCCAGACACAAUUGUGUACCAUCACAAAGGAGUUUGAACAGUGUUGUCAGGAAGCCCAGGAUAAGUUAGAUGGUUUCUCUGUUGGGCUGUGUAAGAAAGUUGAGGAACGAGUUAGGGAAUUACAAAACCGGGUUAUCGGUAAUCAGAAUAAGGUAACAUAUCUAAAAAAUAGUAUCAUGACGAAGGACAACAGAAUCAGCACUUUAGAGAAAGAACUUCAGCAGACUUUGGAUGAAAACCAUAAUCUAAAGAGCUCUCUUGAUGAGGUAACUCUUCAGUUUAGUGCAAGUUCAGAGACUCUUAAAGCCUUACAAACUGAAAUGGAGUCUCUGCAAACUGAUGCGGAGAAUCGCUCCCAAGUACUUUCUGAGAAAGACCUUAACAUUGAGCAGCUUCGCGAGGAGAACAAAAACGUAUCAGAAAAUCUCAAAGCAAAUGUUUUGCAAAUCAGCAAUCUAGAAUCUGUCAUAAAUGACUUGAAGACCCAGUUAUCAAGUAGCAUAACUGAAAAAGAGGAAGCCAUAUCUCUGCUGAAUCAGCAGCACAAUGAGGACAAGGAGAGGGUGAUAUGCCAAAUGGGGGAGAAGGAGGAAAGGCUAGAAAAAGAAAAGACCUCGCUUCAAGAGCAGGUAGACUCACUCAGGAAUAAGUUCUCUGAGCUGAAAAAGAAGUUCAGUCAGAGUCACAGCACUGUUAAGUCUCUUCAAGAUAAAGUUGCGGACAUGGAGAGGCAGAUUGCGGAGAAGGACGGACAACUUCAGAUGCUCACUGCCAGCGUUGACAAUCACUCCAUUAGUAAGUCCGAGAUGGACCAGGCACUUAGUGAGAAAGAUCAGAGGGUUCAUGCCUUGACCUCAGAGCUGGAAAUCUGCUCAAAGAAAGUUUGCGAUCUGGAGGAGCAGCUGGAAUUGCGGACAAAAGAACGAGAACAGCUUGCAGCUGAUUUGCAGCAGCACCUUACCAUUAGGGAGAGCGAAAAGAUGGAGUUGAUGAAACAAGUGCAGGAAGCUCAAGAACAAAGCUCUCAAAAUGGCGCCCUAAUACAGAAAACUGAGGAAAGUCUUCAGUCUUUAAAGAAAGAUGUUGAAACAGCCAAGCAGGAACUGGAAUCCCAGAGGAACGACUUUGAGAGGGAGAAGGCAGAGAUUCUGAGGACAAAAGAAGAGGCGGUGAAGGCAGCCCAGGAAAAGGCGUCCUCCGAGACGGCUGGUAAAGUAGCUGAGUUGAAGAAGAAGGCAGAGCAGAAGAUUGGCAUGAUUCGUAAACAGCUGAUUUCACAAAUCGAGGAAAAGGAUCAGGCUAUCAAAGACCUGCAGAUGCAGUUGGAUGGUAUCAAGCAAACCCAGACUGAAAAAGAAGAACGUAUAAAGUCUCUAGAGGAAAUUGAGAAGACAAUGGAGGAGGCCACUGCAAAAUUAAAGGAAGAGCAUGCAAAACAUCUACAGGAAUUGCAGCAGAAAGAAAAUGAGGAAAGACAGGCCUCUCUGCAAAGCUUAAAAGAUACGUAUGAAGAGAAGCUUGCUGUUCUUCAUAAAGACGCAUCUGCAAAGGAGGAGCAAUCUGCUUUUGCUGCAAGAGAAACUUCUUCCAGACUUGAGGAGCUUGAGACCAAACUUUUGGAAUCUAAUGAACAGAUUACAAACUACCAAACCGAGGUAAGUCGCCUUAAAGAAGACCUGCUCGAACAGACCGCUCGAGUGCAAGAGCUUCAACAGACAUGCCUGGAUCUUCAAGAACAGAUAAAGGAGAAACAGUUUGAUGAAAUAGAGAAUGUACAUGUUUCUGAAGUGCAAAUGACCUCUAGUAGAUUAGGAAUGGAGCCUGCAAUGUUAGUGGCCAAGGAAAGCGAGGACACUGCUAGGGACCAAGACGACUGGACAAGUCAGAAGGACUUGUUGGUAAAGGAAUACGAGGAGAAGCUCCAAGAUUUACAGCAGAGGUUAGAAGAGAAAGAAAAUCAGCUAAAAGCACAACAGAGUUCACCUCAAGGAAACGGGGAGACUGAUAGUGAGUGCCUAAUCAACAAUGCAAACACCUCAGAGAAUGAUCUUCAGAGAAAACUGGUAGAGGCUGAGAACGAGAAGCAGAAACUCCACAAAGAUUACACCAGACUACAAAAAGACCUUCGGUCUCUAAGGAAAGAGCAUGAGAAGGAACUGGAUUUCCUGAAAAAGGAGAUGGCUGAGGAAAACGAGAAGAAGCUCAAGCUUGAAAUGGAAGAUAUGGAAAUGAGACACAACUCUUCUCUUAAGCAGUUAAUGAGGGAGUUCAACACCCAAAUGGCCCUGAAGGAAAAGGAACUGGAAGGUUCUGUGAAGGAGACCAUUGAGAAAGCUCAAGGUGUUGAGGCUGAGAUUAUAAAUAGCCAUCGGGAUGAAGUCAGUCAGCUUCAGAAAAUAAUCGCUCAGAAGGAGGAAGAGCUAAACAGAACGGUUCAGCGUUAUGAACAGGUCCUUCAGAGUCGUGAGGUGGAGAUGGGCGACCGCGUGUGGGAGGUGCAGAAGGAGUUAGAGGAGCUACAGCAGAGGAGUCUCAGCGGCCCACAGGGUCUGGAUGAGUUAAAGGUUCAGCUUGCAGAAAAGACAACCAUGUUGAGCGAGGCCAGGCUAAAAGAGCAGGAAUACCAUGACAGGAUUCAUGCUCUGGAAGACAAAAUAAGACGCUCCCAUAAAAAUGCAGUGGUGACUCACCUGGGAAGCACAUACAGAGAUAUGUCACACAACAGCGGCGACCCUUUCUCCGAGCCCACCGAAUACGAGUACCUCAGGAAGGUCAUGUUUGAGUACAUGAUGGGAAGAGAGACAAAGACAAUGGCCAAAGUCAUAACAUCCAUGCUGAAGUUUCCUCCGGACCAGGCGCAGAAGGUUCUGGAGCGUGAGGAUUCCCGUGUGAUGCCUUGGCUCCGGUAAGGUGGAACCAGAACCGUGCCUGAACCUGCCUGACAAAACCACCGAUUCUCCUGCUGCUGCUGACGGAUGCUACUGACGUGAAAGAGCCCGGCCUACUUAUCUAUAUGUGUGUGUGUAAAAGAGAGAGAGAGACAGAGAGAGAGAGCAGUGUGUGUGUGUGUGUGUUUAUGGUUACUGGUACAAGGGAACUAGGUUAAAUCAAGAAACUGAGAGAAAAUUUAAAGAAUAUUCUUAAAUUUGUAGCUUGCCAGAAAAUAAUUUAUUACAUGGAUUUUUCUUGCUUUCUCUUUUUCAUUUUGUUUUUUAGGUUAGACUGUUCUUUUUUUAAAGCUGCAUUUGUAUGAUUUGAAAACUUGUGCAAUAAGUUUGAUUAUAAGUUUCAGUUGAUUCCGAAUCACUUUGUUUGUAUUCUUCCUUUUCUCUGUUUUAAGGUAAGAUGAAAUUACCCUUUAACGAUCUGCACAGCACAUGUACAAUAUAGAGACACAGGCUCAUAGUAUGCUGAUUGUUUACUAUGCUUUUUUUGUUUGUUUGUUUUUGUAACUUAAUACUGUAUUUUCGGGGAAACUGACUAAUUAGAACCAUGCUUCAUAUUGUAAAUAAUCAUUGAUGAAAAACAGCUAUAAAUCUGUCAUAUGGCCCUUUGAGGUGGUUAAUACAUUUUAAGACAUCUAAUAAAGUUUUAUUUACACUACA
Messenger RNA from Ctenopharyngodon idella (grass carp), 7408 nucleotides. RefSeq names its product golgin A4 (gene golga4). The transcript is spliced from 25 exons. The record is from RefSeq and is a predicted model, not a curated record. Gene Ontology annotation, molecular function: small GTPase binding. The coding region runs from base 149 to 6712 and encodes 2187 amino acids. Gene Ontology annotation, cellular component: Golgi apparatus. Gene Ontology annotation, biological process: Golgi vesicle transport. Lineage: Eukaryota; Metazoa; Chordata; Actinopteri; Cypriniformes; Xenocyprididae.